Staurois parvus is the source of this 397-nucleotide messenger RNA. Lineage: Eukaryota; Metazoa; Chordata; Amphibia; Anura; Ranidae. The record is from the annotation of a GenBank genome assembly.
GUGUGAUUUAUCACUCCAGAGAACACGUCUCCAUUGCUCUAGAGUCCAGUGGCUGCAUGCUUUAAACCACUGCAUCCAACACUUUGCAUUGCACUUGGUGAUAUAAGGCUUGGACGCAGCUGCUUGGCCAUGGAAACCCAUUCCAUGAAGCUCUCUAUGCAAUGAUGUGGUGCUAAUCUGAAGGCCACAUGAAGUGCACUGUGCACUUCAGCAUGUGCUGACCCCACUCUGUCAUUUUAUGUGGCCUAUCACUUCGUGUCACUGUUCUUCCCAGUUGCUUCCACUUUUUUUUAUAACACCAUUAACAUUUCACCGUGGAAUAUUUAGUAGCAAGGAAAUGUCACGGUUGCACAGAGUGACCCAUUCUUUCACAAAUGUUUGUAGAAGCAGUCUACAU